AUGUCGAGUCGAAUGGAACAAGGAGAUGCAAAAGGAAAAUCUGUUCUUGCUGGGGCAGCCGGACAUGAUGGUAGUGUAAAUAAGGGAUAUAAGAAAGGAGUCGCCAUUUUCGACUUUGUUCUUAGAAUAUGCGCACUCGUAGCUGCCAUUGCCUCUACCGCAACUAUGGGCACAACCGAUCAAACUCUUCCAUUUUUCACCCAAUUUUUUCAGUUUCAGGCCAGCUACGACGAUCUUCCAACUUUCCAGUUUUUUGUGGUGGCAAUGGGAAUAGUGUGUGGUUAUUUGGUGCUUUCCAUGCCAUUCUCUAUAGUAUGCAUUGUUAGGCCACAUUCUGCAGCUCCCAGGCUACUCUUAAUCAUACUAGACACUGUUAUUGUUGCCCUGGCCACAUCAGCUGCAAGCUCAGCAGCCGCCAUAGUGUACUUGGCACACGAGGGUAACCCGAGUGCCAACUGGCUGGCGAUAUGCGAUCAAUUCGACGAUUUUUGCCAGAAGGUCAGUGGUGCUGUGGUGGGCUCCUUUAUUGCUGUCGUUGUUCUCAUAUUUCUCGUUAUUUUAUCUGCUGUUGCACUUCGAAAACAUUGA
This is a messenger RNA of Impatiens glandulifera, 588 nucleotides long. Its product is annotated as casparian strip membrane protein 1-like. The coding region runs from base 1 to 588 and encodes 195 amino acids. Lineage: Eukaryota; Viridiplantae; Streptophyta; Magnoliopsida; Ericales; Balsaminaceae. The record is from RefSeq and is a predicted model, not a curated record. The transcript has 3 exons.